Messenger RNA from Penicillium verrucosum, 222 nucleotides. RefSeq lists its product as uncharacterized. The transcript has a single exon. The coding region runs from base 1 to 222 and encodes 73 amino acids. Lineage: Eukaryota; Fungi; Ascomycota; Eurotiomycetes; Eurotiales; Aspergillaceae. The record is from RefSeq and is a predicted model, not a curated record.
AUGCCGGAAAACCCCGCGAGCGGUGCCGAGGAGGGAAAGCAGGCAACUGCCGACCUCAAGUCCGGUAUAAACACAUUGCAACAGCUCACUUCUUCGGCAGAAGCCGCCAAAAAACACCGUGACGACUCCAAACAUGAAAGAGCCGAGCGAAUGUUGUUUGAGGCUUUCGAGACUACGGCUAAAAGUCAGGGCAAUACGGAAAAGAGGGGGGAGAAGAACUGA